Messenger RNA from Diachasma alloeum, 1152 nucleotides. RefSeq lists its product as uncharacterized. The record is from RefSeq and is a predicted model, not a curated record. Lineage: Eukaryota; Metazoa; Arthropoda; Insecta; Hymenoptera; Braconidae. The transcript has 4 exons. Bases 159 to 1133 code for a protein of 324 amino acids.
UCGUGUUUUGUUACGUACUGCGGACACAAUCGUAUCGACAUUUGUCAUUCUACGGUGAAUCGUGGGUGAGGGAUAUUGUCGAGAGAGUGAGAAUUUUGACAGAUAAUGAUAAUAACGAGAAGCUGAAGCGAUCACGUCGCCUCGAUGAGAGCGGAGGAAUGAAAAUACACGCUAAAGAUAUCCUAACUGCAACAAGAGCGACAGUACCAAGGACGGUAGUGAGAACUAAAAGUUACAGAAAUAUAGUGGGUCAGUGGUUUCUGGGGCCCUGCGGUGCCAACGAGUACCACAACGAGAGCAUUGUCGAGGAAGACGAGACAAUCGAUAUGGUUGAAGCUGGACCGUCGCACGAACUCGACGAAUCUCCAGCAAGACUCGGUCGUUCAGAAAACCACGAAAUAAAUGGUGGAAAUUGGCGUGCAGAGGAGGACGACGAUUUCAGCGAUAAAGAGGAUGAUGAGGAAGUUGAAGAGGCUGAUUUGAGACCCGCUGCUCCAAUUCCAGAUAAUCCUAUUGUCUACAAUUCAAUUUUAGACCCGCCAGAAAUCAAGGUAACAGUCGACGAGAGCCUUCACCAAAUGGCGCAAGAAUACCGCGAAAACUUCGAUGGUUUCGCCCAAAUAAAUCGUUUCGAAUCAAUCGAGGAGAUGCACGACUUCAUAAAAAAUACUCUAAACUCUUCACCACCCCCUUCAGCCACUCCUUCCAACAAGCAAGAGCGUUACCUCGACCUUUUGCUCAACGAAAGACCUGAAGAUCGCUUUCGUCGUCUAUACGAGACAGCUCGGGUGACAGUUCGCCGAGUUUUGGCUCAAAACGAGGAUAUCCUGAGCGAUCUCUUUGUCUCCGCGAGUCUGGAGAACUUCCCGAGUCCUCUAGCCCCCAUCGACGAGCACGAGGCGCCCAUCGACGAAAAUGUGGAUGAAGACACUUCAUUCGAGAACCCGAGGGACUUGGAAGUCGAGGAGAAUAUGAAGAGGUGGUACAUGAUCGAGAUGAUUGGCUUGUGGCUGAGGAUGAUAACAGAUGUCAAGAGUUAUCGUGAAGCUAUCAAGAAGAAAGUAUUGAUGAAGAGCUGGGGAAUUGAGAAUGAUCGAUACGAAGGCAUUGCUGUGCCCUUGAGGUACAAAUAAAUCAGGCAGUGAUCCAAGA